AUCAUCUCCAGCGCGAACUCUGGAGAGGCACGUACACAUCCAGCCUUAUUUAACGAAGGCAGGAGGGAUGGAGCUCCACCUCGCAGCCGCAGUGUGCUGCUGCUGUGACAGUGCGUGACAGCGCGUGAGUGCGCUGCGUGUGCACAGGGCUGCGUGUGCGGUGCUCUCUCCAGCCUGGUCCAUCAGCAUCAGCACAGCACAGCCCCCGAUGGAGCUCUCCGGGACCUCGCUGCUGUGGAAGCUGCUCUCCGCGGCUGUCCUGGUCCUGUCCGCCGGCCUGCUGCUGCUGUUCGACCCCUGGGACUUCGGCUACCCGGAGCUGUGGAGGAAGACCGGGCUGGCCGGAGCCCCAGCGCGGGCUGCGGCGUGCCUCGUGGCCGGGGUGCUGCUCCUGGCGGCCGGCUGGCUGUACCGUCUCUUCUUCGCCCCGCUGGAGCUGCUGCGGAGCCCGGAGGACGUGGGUUACGUCGCCGAGGACGGUCGCUCCAGAGCCCGGGCUGCUAACGAGGUGAGGCGGCGACGGAAGACCGGAGAACUGCCGCCGGUCUACCCGAACGGAUGGUACCGGGUCCUGGACUCCCACAUGCUGGAGAGAGGGGACGUGAAGAGCGUCACGGUGCUGGGUGAGCAGGUGGCAGUGUUUCGUGGGCAGGAUGGGAAGGCGUUUGUAGUCGAUGCUUACUGCCCCCAUCUGGGAGCCAAUCUGGCUGUUGGGGGCCGAGUGGUGGGCAGUUGUAUUGAAUGCCCGUUUCACGGCUGGCAGUUCCGUGGAGAGGACGGGAAGUGUGUGAGGAUUCCAUACGCUGAGAAAGUGCCUGAGUUUGCGAAGGUGCGCUGUUGGCCGAGCUGUGAGGUUAAUGGUCAGGUGUUGGUGUGGUUCCACUGUGACGGAGAGGAGCCGGGGUGGAGAGUUCCCGAGCAGAAGGAGAUCAGCCGGGGCGAGUGGGUUUACCGUGGACGAACAGAGCACUUCAUCAGCGCACAUAUAGAGGAAAUCCCUGAAAACGCUGCAGAUAUUGCACACCUGGCUCACCUCCACACUCCGGGUAUAGUGAGCGGAGUGGAUCUGCGCUACACCAACAGCAAAACCUGGGAGUUUAUUCGCCACGACUGGAAGGUGGAGUGGAAGCCUGAGCCGGAGCCCAAUAAGCACUGUUCUCAGAUGCUGGUGAAGCACGCGCUGACCGUGUUCGGACGCCACUGGCCUCUAUUAGACCUGAGUGUUGUGGCCAGACAGGUGGGUCCAGGUUUGGUGUUCCUGCUGUUUGACCACAGUUUCCUGGGUCGUGGUGUGAUCAUGCACUGUGUGACCCCGGUGGAGCCUCUGCUGCAGUGUGUGUCACACACCAUCUUCUACCAGAGCAGCAUCCCCCCACUUGUGCCAAAGUUCAUCCUGAGAGCAGAGUGUAUCCAGUUCGAGCGGGACGUGAUGAUUUGGAACAAUAAGAAGUACAUCUCCAACCCCAUGCUGGUGAAGGAGGACUCGGCCAUCCAGAAGCACCGGCGCUGGUUCAGCCAGUUCUACAGCGAGAACAGCCCCCGCCUUCGCUACCAGCACGACACCCUGGACUUCUGAACCCACAUACACACACACACACUCGGCUCUGACGCAUGAAGCUGUUUUUGCCUCUCUGCAGUCAGAAGGUGAUACAGACUGGACAUUUGCUGUGGUUGUGAUCACAGCAGCUGCAGGAUAUCUCCUCCGUUUUGAUCCACAAGGCUGGUUUAUGAACAUUUAUUUAGAGGAAAAUGAGCCUAUAUCUUAAUAUAUAUAUAUAUAUAUAUAUAUAUAUUUUUUUUUUUUCUGCAUUAGCCUUUUAAAAACUGAAAAAUUAUAUAUAUCCCCACCCAAGUGAAGACUGUGAAUGCUUGGAGGUUGUGUGUCUCCAGUGUGAGGACUGUGUGUCUGUCCUCGUCGAAGUGCCUGAGAGGAGUGUGAAUCACUGAGUGAGAACUUCUCUCUCUCUCUCUCUCUCUCUCUCUCUCUCUGUUGAAGAGAAAGUACUGUAGCUUGGCUUUAGAUGACUGACUGAAGAGCUCUUCCAGCUGAUGUAAGCAGCAAUAACGGCCCACAGGCCAGUAGAUGAACUGAAGCCGCGAGACUUAACCACCUGUACACUGUGAAUUGAGACAUGCACAGAAAAUAAAUAUCAUUCUGUUAUAUUAA
Messenger RNA from Astyanax mexicanus (Mexican tetra), 2167 nucleotides. Its product is annotated as Rieske (2Fe-2S) protein. Gene Ontology annotation, cellular component: chloroplast. NCBI's taxonomy places the organism in Eukaryota, Metazoa, Chordata, Actinopteri, Characiformes, Acestrorhamphidae. The transcript has 8 exons. The coding region runs from base 209 to 1576 and encodes 455 amino acids. The record is from RefSeq and is a predicted model, not a curated record. Gene Ontology annotation, molecular function: 2 iron, 2 sulfur cluster binding; chlorophyllide a oxygenase activity. Gene Ontology annotation, biological process: chlorophyll biosynthetic process; cholesterol metabolic process.